AACUAGGAAUCCCUGACCUCGCCGAACCCUCAACUCACUGCCGGCUCCGAGUUUCAUAAAUUGCCACGCAACAACCUCGACGCACUCUUGCGCACGCGCACCAGCUGUGGAAGGAACCCCCUGGGAGCCCCCGCGACCCGGACCGUGGCAAUGGAUGCAGCAAUAUUCAGUUUCCAGAAUCAGCAGCUCCGGCAGCAGUGUCCUGUCCUGAUGGUGUUGGCAGCAGAGCAGCACUUGAAGAGUCCAGGUGAUCAAGCAGCCCAAGAACCCAGAGAGUCUCCUACUGAGGAAAGUAAUCAACAACAAUGAGACUGGUUUAAGGGAGAAGACAGCAAAGAGGUUUUUUAUAAAUAAAAUUUUAAAAACGGAAUUGGAAUUCCAACUACAUUUUAAGCAGAAAAAUAGCUAGAUCUUAAACCAAUCCCCAGUAUAUUUGAUCAUUGUGAAGAAAGAGAUGCUUUCAUCUAUCUACAAAGAUGUUUGCUUGGGCUUAUUCUUCAGGAUACCUUAUUUGAAGGGAUUUCUAAAUGAUUACUAUUAACAACAUGUCAAAAUACCCGAUACCAGUUUAGCUGAUGGUUUAUUUCAAUAAAAGCAUUCAGAAAUCAGAGGCAUACUAAGAGAUGGAAAAUAUAUCAUAUUAUGGGAUUCCUAUUGGCCAAUGCACAGUGACCUAGAACAAUCCAAAGCUAGAGUGAACACCUUUAGAAAAGCUUCCACUGAUAAUAUAUUUGGUUCUAGGCAACUAAAAAAACACAUCAUGGAGCUCCGGAACUCCACCUUGGGAAGCGGCUUCAUCUUGGUUGGGAUUCUGAAUGACAGUGGGUCUCCUGAACUGCUCUGUGCUACAAUUACAAUCCUAUACAUGUUGGCACUGACCAGCAAUGGUCUGCUGCUCCUGGCCAUCACCAUAGAAGCCUGGCUCCACAUGCCCAUGUACCUCCUGCUUGGGCAGCUCUCUCUCAUGGACCUCCUGUUCACAUCUGUUGUCACUCCCAAGGCCCUUGCGGACUUUCUGCGCAGAGAAAACACCAUCUCCUUUGGAGGCUGUGCCCUUCAGAUGUUCCUGGCACUGACAAUGGGUAGUGCUGAGGACCUCCUACUGGCCUUCAUGGCCUAUGACAGGUAUGUGGCCAUUUGUCAUCCUCUGAAAUACAUGACCCUCAUGAGCCCAAGAGUCUGCUGGAUCAUGGUGGCCACAUCCUGGAUCCUGGCAUCCCUGAUUGCUAUAGGACAUACCAUGUACACUAUGCACCUCCCUUUCUGCGUGUCCUGGGAAAUCAGGCAUCUGCUCUGUGAGAUCCCACCGUUGCUGAAGUUGGCCUGUGCUGAUACCUCCAGGUAUGAGCUUAUAAUAUACGUGACAGGUGUGACUUUCCUCUUGCUCCCCAUUUCUGCCAUUGUGGCCUCCUACACACUAGUCCUAUUCACUGUGCUUCGUAUGCCAUCAAAUGAGGGGAGGAAGAAAGCCCUUGUCACCUGCUCUUCCCACCUGAUUGUGGUCGGGAUGUUCUAUGGAGCUGCCACAUUCAUGUAUGUCUUGCCCAGUUCCUUCCACAGCCCCAAACAAGACAACAUCAUCUCUGUUUUCUACACAAUUGUCACUCCAGCCCUGAAUCCCCUCAUCUACAGCCUGAGGAAUAAGGAGGUCAUGGGGGCCUUGAGGAGGGUCCUGGGAAAAUACAUACUGCUGGCACAUUCCACGCUCUAGGGAAGGAUCAUGGCUUUCCUCUCACCAUUCCUCCUCCAGAUAAAAUUCUCUACUCACUCAUUCCUGCUCCAAAUAAAAUUCUCUACUCACUCAUUCUUCAAUACUGUACUCUGAGAUGAUAGAUACAUUUUUUAAAUUUUACUUUUAUUUUCAACUGUGAAUCUGGUGUGUACAAUGAUCUUGAGUUAAACUCAUUUGGCACACAUCAUCCUGACUUUGGAAACCCAUGUUAUAAAAAUAACCAGAUGGGGGAAAAGCCUUGAAUGGGUGUUGUAGACUCACUCUGUGGUAGGCAUCGUCCUGACACAUUACCAAGUAGACAUGGUAGGGGAUUAGCUUUCCAUUUUAACAUCACAUAGCAGUGAGAAGCAGCAGUAGUUUUGGACUGACCAAAUUCCAAUAGCCUCUCAGCAUCAGAGGAGGACUACUCCUUUUGAAGCAGAUUCUUAAACUACUAAUAGAGGGAAGAAUUUUCAGAAGAUAUAUUAGACUUCCUGUUUAUUAAGUAGAUGACUAUUUGAGCAGUUAGUGGAAAUGAAUAAGAGUUAUGUGACUGCAUUUGUACUCUAGACCUGAGGGACCUUCACAUUGGUUACUUGAGUAAUGAUAAAUAAUUACAUUGAAAGAGUGUGGCCAGGUGCAGUAGCUCACGCCUGUAAUCCCAGCACUUUGGGAGGCCGAGGCGGGCAGAUCACCUGAGGUAAGGAGUUCGAGACCAGCCUGGCCAAAGUGUGGAACCCGGGUCUCUACUAAAAAUGCAAAAAUGAGCGGGGCAUAGUGGUGGGUGCCUGUAAUCCCAGCUACUCGGGAGGCUGAGGCAGGAGAAUUGCUUGACCCUGGGAGGCGGAGGUCGCAGUGAGCUGAGAUCGCGCCACUGCACUCCAGCCUGAGCAACAGAGAGAGACUCCGUUUCAAUAAAUAAAUAAAUAAAUAAAUAGAAAGAAAGAAUGGAAAAGCAUAAAGAAAGAUAUUUCUACUUGGAGAUUUUGACAGUCUUUUUGAAAAUGGGCAUUUUUACAUUGCCUAAAAUUAAAACUAAAAUAAAGAAUGAAUAAAAUAGAAUUGAAAAUACCAGUUUUAAAGUGAGUACAAUAACAAUGAGAGAAAUUUGUUGGGAAUAUUGUCUAAAUUUUUUAAAAUGUGGACUUGCAGAUAUGUGAAUGUGUUUUUAAACAUUAAAACAAUUGAAAGAGGUUAUAUUCUUGAGGUGAGUGUAUGUACAUGUGUGUUUCCAUAGAAAAGGAAGUAUAAAAUUUAUAAUUUGCUUUCUAGCUAGCCUAAAUAAGCCUUAUUUUUUUUAUUCUACUCAUCGGUGUGGGAAGAUUUAUAGCAAAAUUUGGGAACUUAAAUUUGUUGAAUGCAGAAUUCCCAAAAUAUCUUGGCUUAUAUAGGUGUUAUUAUUCUUGAGAAUAGUGCUUUGUCAAAACACAAUAAUUCUUGUUUUCUUUAUAGAAAUAAUAUUACAUUAUUUAAUCUAUAAAGCUAAACCAUAAAAAAUAAAAGAUAAAGCUAAUCUAUAAAAUUAAUCCAACUUUGUUAUAAAAACCGAGAAAAUUAAAAAAAUUAGAAUAAAUCAAAAAUCACUUAUAAAUUUUUCUUUUUUGUUGCACAUAUAUGCAUUUUACCGAAUUUAAAUGUCCAUGAUGAUGAAGGUCCUGUAUUUUUUCCAUUUGAAAUUUGGUGAAUCUUCUUCCUUGCUAUGAGGGAAUAUUUUAGAGUAGUGAUGAGAAAGCGGACCAGAGUGCCCGCAUUUGAAUCCCUCUCUUCCUUUGGUCAUCUAUGCAUCUUUGAACGCUAAAUUAAACUCUUUGUACCUUAGUCUGCUGAUGUUAAAAGUGGUGAUAUUUACUGGCCUGCUCUUGUGAUAUUGUUGGGUAGAUUAAAUAAGAUAAUUAAUAUCAGGUACUGAGACCACAGCUUAGUAAACUGUGCUUAAAACAUUUUGGCUGCUAUAUGGAUAAAUAGUAAAAAGCCUUUUUUAAAAAUCUUAUUUUAUUAUUUCCUUUUAGAAAUGAAACAUUUGUUUAUUAUUUUUAUUGACAAAAUAUGUAUGUCUUAAUGUAAAACAUGAUGUUUUGAAAUAUGUAUACUUUAUGGAAUUGCUAAAUCAAGCCAACUAACAUAUGCUUUACUCCACAUAUUUAUCUUUUUUGCAUUAGGAAAAGUUAAAAUCUACUUUCUCAGCAAUUUUCAAGCACACAAUAUAUUCUGAUUAACUAUAAUUGCCAUAAUCUACAAUAAAUCUCUUGAACUUAUUCCUCCUGUCUAA
Molecule: messenger RNA, 3980 nt
Organism: Gorilla gorilla gorilla (western lowland gorilla)
Lineage: Eukaryota; Metazoa; Chordata; Mammalia; Primates; Hominidae
Product: olfactory receptor 2AG2
Exons: 3
Coding region: 662-1711 (349 amino acids)
Biological process (GO): G protein-coupled receptor signaling pathway
Cellular component (GO): membrane
Molecular function (GO): olfactory receptor activity; G protein-coupled receptor activity
Source: RefSeq, a predicted model, not a curated record